Molecule: messenger RNA, 1863 nt
Organism: Papaver somniferum (opium poppy)
Lineage: Eukaryota; Viridiplantae; Streptophyta; Magnoliopsida; Ranunculales; Papaveraceae
Exons: 2
Coding region: 1-1863 (620 amino acids)
Source: RefSeq, a predicted model, not a curated record
AUGAGUGGGCUUACGGAAAAGUUAAUAUCUCCUCAGCAAGCAGCUUAUAUCAAAGGAAGAAACAUACAUGAGCAGGUUUUACUUGCUUCUGAGAUGGUCAAUGAGAUGAAAUUCAAAAGAAGGGGAGGCAAUGUAGGGAUUAAGCUUGAUAUUUCUCAGGCCUAUGAUUUAGUAAGUUGGGAUUUUCUUACUAAAGUUCUUUUAAAAUAUGGUUUUUCUGAAUCUUGGUGUGAGUGGUUAAUCAUUCUUUCAAGGAUUUCUGUGUUAGUUAAUGGAGGCCCAUGUGGAUUUUUUUUUGUAGGGAGAGGCUUGAGACAGGGUGAUCCACUCUCUCCAAUUCUCUUUGUUCUGAUGGAGGAUGUUUUAAGUAGAAACAUUUCAGCUUUGGUGGAAAUAGGUGAGAUGCAACCAAUGGUUAUGAAGAAUGGAAUACAUCCUACUCAUCUGUUUUUUGCAGAUGAUGUAUUCAUAUUCUGUAAUGGAGGUAAGAAGAGUCUUAAGAAUUUGUUUAAACUACUAGAUGAAUAUCAAGCUAUUUCUGGUCAGAUCAUUAACAAAAAUAAAAGCAAGCUAUUUGUGGAUGGUACUUCACAUAUAAGAAGACAAUUGAUUAGUAACAUGUUACACAUGGAAGUAGAAAAAUUCCCUGACAAAUAUUUGGGGGUAUAUCUUGCUCCAGGAAAAGUUACAUCUGCAAUGAUUUGGCAUGUUAUAGUUGAAGUGCUUCAAAGCAAAUUGGCAACAUGGAAAGGUAACUUAAUAUCUUUUCAUGAUAGAUUGGUGCUAGUUAAAUCUGUUUUUUGUAGCUUAUCUAUCUAUAACAUGUUAGUUUAUAGAUGGCCUUCCUCUGUGAUUAAGAUAUGUGAAAAACUUAUAAGGAAUUUCUCGUGGACUGGAGAUGGAGAUAUAAGAAAAUUCAAAACUCUUUCUUGGAAAAAAGAUUGUACCCUUUAUGAGGAAGGUGGUCUAGGUAUUAAAAGACUCAAAGUUGUCAACCAAUCAUUGUUAAUGAAGCUCAUGUGGAGAAUUUUAAAUUCAGAUGAAGAACGAGAACUCUUUUUAUCUGCCAAAUUUCAAAAUAGAUAUGGCCAAUGGACUUCAAAUUGGAGACAAUCCACAAUUUGGAAAGGACUGAAAUGGGCAUGGAAUGCUUUAAAAGAUGAUAUCAGAUGGAAAAUUGGGGAUGGAUCACACAUUUCAGUUUGGUUUGAUAUUUGGUUGGGGGAAAAUCCAUUGAUAAAUGACAUUGGUUAUAUAGAUUAUGUCAAGCAAAAUAUUGGUCUGAAAGUGAAUGCACUUUUUUCUGAAGGUCAGUGGAACAUUCCAGUUGAACUGCAAUCUUGUAUCUCCAAUCAUCUUUUGCCUGCAGUUCAUGGUGGUGGUGAUAUAAGAUUAUGGAAUGCUGAUAAAAAUGGUACCUUCUCAACUCAUUCUGCAGUUGAAAGAAUAAGAUAUCAUGAACUAGUUUUAUCAUGGACAAAAUAUGUUUGGCAGCAUUUUAUUCAUCAUAGUAUUGCCAACAAUGUAUGGAAGUUGCAACAAGAAGUAUAUGUAGAUGAUACUAUUAUGGUGAAUAGGGGUUUUGAAAUAGUUUCAAUAUGCUGCAUUUGCUGUGCAGAUCAAGAUAAUAUGAAUCAUACUCUCUGGGAGUGUGAGUUCAGUGUUGCAGUUUGGGAUUGGUUGAAUAUGGUUUUUGGAUUUUCAAGGCCUCAUUCAUUUGCAGAAGUUUGUCAGGUAGCCAAACAUAAAGGUAAAAUGGUUAAACAGAUGUGGAUGACAGCUGCUUGUGCUACUAUGAAAGAGCUGUGGUUUCAGAGAAUCAUUCAUCAAGUGCAUGAGGGUAGUUACAGAAUGACACAUUGA